UUCUCUUUAAUUCUUUCUUUCUCUCUCUCGGUCUCAGUGCUGUACCUGUAGCUCAUAUCUUCCAUUCUUCUUUUUUGUGUUGGGCUCUGUUUUUGCGGGGAGCAGCAGGGGGCUGGGGCGAGAGGGAGAGGGAGUGGGGAGACUAUGGGUUGUUUUCCAUGCUCCUCCGGAAAGAAAUCGAGCAGGGGAUCGGGGAGGAAGAAGAAUGAUAGCAAUAAACGCGAUGAUCGAACACAAUCCACCUCCUCAGAUUCGUUGAGAGUCAGUCCAUAUGUGGAUGUAAAGAGGGAGUCCGAUGCGAAAGAGGAGGCUACUAAAGAUGCCAAUUUAUCUAAGGACGUAAGGGAUCUGGAUUUGAAGGAGUUCUCCAACGAUGGGAAAUCAAACAACAGUCAGGCGCGGACGUUUACAUUUGCUGAAAUGGUGGCUGCAACAGAUAAUUUUAGGUCUGACUGUUUUCUGGGUGAGGGAGGUUUUGGCAAAGUUUAUAAAGGCCAAUUGGCAGACGGCGAGGUUGUAGCUAUCAAGCAGCUUGAUCGGAAUGGAUCGCAAGGGAUUAGGGAAUUUGUUGUUGAAGUAAUGACAUUGAGUCUAGCAGAUCACUGUAAUCUCGUCAAAUUAAUUGGGUAUUGUGCUGACGGAGAGCAGAGGCUGUUAGUUUAUGAGUACAUGCCAUUGGGUUCUUUGGAAAACCACUUGCAUGACCUUCUGCCAAAUCGGAAAGGGCUUGAUUGGAAUACAAGAAUGAAAAUAGCAGCUGGUGCAGCUAGAGGCUUGGAGUAUUUGCAUGACAAAAUGAAUCCUCCGGUAAUAUACCGUGAUUUGAAGUGCUCAAAUAUUUUGCUCGGUGAGGACUAUCAUGCCAAGCUAUCUGAUUUUGGCCUGGCCAAAGUGGGUCCUAGUGGAGAUCAAACACAUGUUUCCACACGGGUGAUGGGCACGUAUGGAUACUGCGCACCGGACUAUGCAAUGACAGGUCAACUCACAUUUAAAUCAGAUAUCUACAGCUUUGGGGUUGUUCUUUUGGAACUUAUAACGGGCAGGAAAGCAAUCGAUAAUACCAAAGCUAAUAGGGACCAAUAUCUGGUUGGUUGGGCACGACCCCUGUUUAAAGACCGGAGGAAAUUCUCGCAGAUGGCUGACCCUACGCUCCAAGGUCAAUAUCCAGUCAGAGGCCUGUACCAAGCUCUUGCCAUAGCAGCAAUGUGUGUUCAAGAGCAACCAAAUAUGCGACCCUUGAUAGCAGAUGUGGUUACGGCUCUGAACUUCCUUGCUUCCCAGCCAUACAACCCCAGCUCCCAUCCUCGAUCUAAAAGGGAGGAUGAUAAGAAACCCUUUGCCAAUAAUGAGCUGGAGAUAGAGACCGAAACCGGAGGAUCAAACUGAGUGAACCUUCUGUUUUAACUACUUCUGGCCUUGUUAAUAGAUGAUGCACUGGGUUAUCAGUUUUUGUGUCACAAGAUAACAGGUGCCACUUCCAUUCUUAAAUCUUUACACCACAGGAAAUUUACAUCCCUUUUAAUCUUUCUUUGUCAUUUGAUGUACAUUUGAGCUGGGGUUAUGCAAGAUAUCUUUCUGUAGGAUUUUGUUUCA
This is a messenger RNA of Malania oleifera, 1593 nucleotides long. Its product is annotated as probable serine/threonine-protein kinase PBL5. Gene Ontology annotation, molecular function: ATP binding; protein kinase activity. Lineage: Eukaryota; Viridiplantae; Streptophyta; Magnoliopsida; Santalales; Ximeniaceae. Bases 145 to 1386 code for a protein of 413 amino acids. The record is from RefSeq and is a predicted model, not a curated record. The transcript is spliced from 5 exons. Gene Ontology annotation, biological process: protein phosphorylation.